CCAAGUCCUUUGAAAGUUUGGAAGAAAUCAUUCCUAUUUUCAGCUCUGUAUGCUGCCUUUAUAUUUGGUGGUCGGCACCUAAUGAACAAACGAGCAAAAUUUGAACUGAGGAAACCACUAGUGCUCUGGUCCCUGAGCCUUGCCGUCUUCAGUAUAUUUGGUGCUGUUCGAACUGGUGCUUAUAUGCUGUACAUUUUGAUGACCAAAGGCCUGAAGCAGUCAGUGUGUGACCAGAGUUUUUACAUUGGACCUGUCAGCAAAUUCUGGGCAUAUGCAUUUGUGCUAAGCAAAGCACCUGAACUAGGUGAUACAAUAUUCAUUAUUCUUAGGAAACAGAAGCUCAUCUUCUUACACUGGUACCAUCACAUUACUGUGUUACUUUAUUCUUGGUACUCCUACAAGGACAUGGUGGCUGGCGGUGGCUGGUUCAUGACUAUGAACUAUGGAGUACACGCCGUUAUGUACUCUUACUAUGCCUUGCGGGCUGCUGGCUUCAGAGUCUCACGCAAGUUUGCCAUGUUCAUCACCUUGUCGCAGAUCACUCAGAUGUUGAUCGGUUGUGUGAUCAAUUACCUGGUCUUCUCCUGGAUGCAGCAGGGCCAGUGCCAUUCCCACGUGCAGAACAUCAUCUGGUCCUCUCUCAUGUACCUCAGCUACUUUGUGCUCUUCUGCCAUUUUUUCUUUGAGGCCUAUAUUGGCAAAACCAGAAAAGAAAGGAAGGUUGACUAGUGGUAGAAAUGAGAAUCCAUAGCUCAGGGUCAUCAAGAAAAACAAACUUAUAAGAAAAGAAAAUGGCACAAGGAAACACAUAUAUGUAUGGUGCAGCUAAAACUUGGCAGCUUAGGGAAAGUUAGCUUGGUUUAACCCAGUAAGUUUAUGAUCCUAUCAUGGUGAGGACUCACUGAAUUCUACUCUAUCUCAAAGGACUGCUGAUGAAAGACAACUUCCUUCUUGUACCUGUCUGCUCUAGAAAAGAAAGAAGAAAAGAGAAAAAUGGAAAGAAAAAAAAAGAAAAGAGAAGGAAAGAGAAGAGAAAAGGAAUAAUGAUGAGGGGGGGAAAAAAGUACAUUAAAUAAUCAGUGUGUUUCCCCAGGGAGAAGCAGAGACUUUUAUUUAAAGGAAAAAAAAAAAGUUUCUAAAUCCUUUCUAAUAAUUUUGCAGCAUUAAACUUGAACAAAACAAAGCAGAGAGGUGACAAAAAAACAAAAUCUAUGAUAACAGUAAGAUUGCAAAAUUAAAAUCUUUUCCAUAGAAGGUCAAUACCUUUAGCCAAAAUGAAACCCAGGAGGAUGUUUCCUGCAUGGAAAGUGGCUGAACUCCACACUGUGGUCAUGAAUGGAAAAGAGAAGAGAUUGAUUUCUCCGCUAUGUACUCUGCUGGGGGAGCAGAUCUGGGAUGCAGAGUCACCUCCCUCAGAAGGCAGAAUGGAGCAGUACUUUUACAAGAGUUUAAUGUGAAAAGAUGCACUAUUGCAAUACAUAUCUCAGAGAGUGCAUUUUCCAAGUGCAUUUUUCAAUUAAAGGCAAGGAAUUUCUGCAGCAGGAUAAGUCAUAGAGGGUUAAAUCAAUCAAUAUUUGCUAAAUUACCAGGGGCUAAUAGGAAGGAGAGGGAGACAACUCCCCUCACGUGAUUUUUAGGAAUUACCUGUUAAUCUCAGUUUCACCUGCAGCAACACUGAAUUGAAUGGGGGAAAUCAGAAGAAAUCCUAGUUAGCAAGAAGGGAGUGAUAUAUCUGCACACUGUUUUCAGAACAGAGCCCUCUGGUACAAUACGGAUUCUGUAUUUUUGUGGACACAUGGACACCUGCCUGGGUGGGAAGAGGUGGCAGGACCGUGUGACAUUGGGUAACACUGUGCUUCUGCAUCUGCCUCCUGGGCAGUGCAAAGAUGUUCAAAGUGCCCUCCUCUGGUCAUGUGGAGAUACUACUACAAAACAUACUUGGAAUAGGUUUUUCUUGAGAUUUGUAUAGAAAAAAUUAGCCUAAACGAGUAAUUUUGCUGCAGCAGCUUAACUCUAAAGUCCAGAGAGAAUUAUCCUUCAUUAAAUAUCUCUCUCUCUCUCUGCAGAAUCUGUACUGUAACAUCAGACUGACCACUUAAGAAGACACUCUUUCUUCUCUGAAGUCAGCUACAGAUAUAAGGAGAAAUGUAUUUCACUCUGAACCUUAGAGAGCUAGUUGAGAACAGCCAUAUUCUUUCAAACACAAGUAGAUUGCUUUAUCUGUGAUAUUCCAGUCCUUACAAAGCCAAAUAAAAUGUGUAAAAGUUCCUAGUAUUUCAAAGACGCAAGUAUGUAAACUUGAUGUUAAAUGUGUUAAUGUAGUAUUCUAAAUUGUAUCAGUUAGGUAGUUUAACUAAACAAUUAGAAGAACUAGAUCAACAAAAUAGGGACUGCUGUUCUGCAUAGGAUAUACACACACCUAUAACUACACCCAUAUACACAUUCUGUGAAUUGUCAACAAGAAAAAAAAAUGCCCAGUGGCAGAGAAUCACGUUUCCUGGCUAAUGCAAAGAUUGUCAUUAUCUUUCUUGCUUUAAUUUGAGAUUGUACAGUACAAAGGGUUUUUUUUUUAAUUCUUAUUUUUAGCUUUAAUUGUGCUGUCAUUCAUGAAACAGCUGCUUUAGUAUCCUGUUAAGAGAUGACAAGGGCUUUCGGUGUCUCAUAUACAAAAGAAAAACAAAUAAAGUUACAUUCCAUGUUAUGUGAAUGGUCUUACAAAUCAAAAAGCCUUUGCAGGCUAAAAUCAUAAUUAUAACAACAAGAAAAUGAGUUUACAUUUGUGUUAUUUAAGUUAUUGAUGUGCUGAUGUUAUUUUAUGGUACACAACAAAUAGCAAAAUGUGAUAUUCAGUAAUGAAGCUAUGAUAUUCAUUAAUAGGACUACUGUAUACGUGGAAAUACUAGACAAAACCAAUUAAAUGUGUAAACUAUUUUGUUAUACAGCUUGGGAGUAGAUAAUUAUAAUGCUGAAUAAGCCUUUUUCCUCAUGCUUAAUUUUGCCCUGGCUAAGAAGCAGGUUAAGAAGACCAGUUAAGAGUGGAGAAGGCAAAGUUAAAGUUGACUGCAAUUAGAUGAGAAGCGUUGGUAGAAGGCCACCAUCGUGCCAUUUAGACCCUCAGUCCUGUGUGUCGUAGGUCUCUCAAAUAAAGCAAGAGGGGCUGGAAGUGGUCUGAUGUCUGGAGCUAAAGCUGGAACAGAAACCUUGAACCCUGUGAAGUCAGUGGAGGCUUUGCUCUGCUUUGAACAGAGCUGGUGAGUCCGACUGCUGUUUAUUUGAGCAGGGGGGAAGGAACUGCACACAUCUCCUGCUAAUUGGAAGCUUAUGGCUAAUGACUUACAAAUCCCAUAAUCUUUAUCAAUAAGAAGUGACACCACAGCGAGUCAAGGACUUGCAGCCUAAGUUUAACACUGGCAGAAAACAGGGUGGGUUGCUAACAACUUGCUAUGUUUCAUACACUGUUUUCCUUAAUUGCAUGAGAGAAAUAAAACCCACACCUGGCAAUGCCAACACUGACUUCAGCGGAGCAAGAGUUUCACCCACUCUGACCCCAUCAUCCCAAGGCUCUCGUGGGUACCUCGGCACCAUUCCCAGCACCUGCUCCCCGACGUGCCCGCUGCCCCAUCGGCCAGGGCUGGGCAGGCAAGGGCCGCCUUCCACACUCCAUGGGUGAGAACUCUGCACUCCAGUGCAGAAACCAGCCCUAGUGACCUCCCCAAAAUGCAGGGUGGGUGCACCCCUGGCAUGCAGGGAGGCUCAACAUUGAAUUCAGUGGGCGUCCUGGCAGGUGACUAGGCUGCAAGUGAGCACGUGUGCAGGGAAGGGGCAGCAGAAUCAGGCACGUAAGGGACAGUGGUAAAUCAGGGUACAUUUAUUGUCACACUGGAAAUUGGCUGGAAAUGGCAGCGUGAUGCUGCCAUUUGCUUCAGGACAUGAUGUAUCACAUGUAACACAGGUCCUGUGGCCCUACUAUACCAUUGGGCUUUUCCUCUGAGGUUUUCCAGUGGAGUCAAAUGCGGUAACUGACAUUAAAGAAAUUGAGGAUAAGACCAAAUCAACUUAAACUGUUUUGCUUUUUUUUCUUCCUAAAACACUCAUGAUAUUUAAGCAUCACAUUUAACCCACUCCCAUGUACUUAAACACUGAGACAGUCAACCCUAAUGUAAUGACACCUCAACGAUACUCCAGCUGUCCCAACCUAUGAGCCAUAAGCUAUAAACACAGUUAGCUGAAUCCUAUUAAUUUCCCCUGGUUUCAGCCUUAGGGUCACACUUGCAAGUUUUAUUGUCCACUACCGAACUCUUUUUUCCUAAUUAUUUUGAAUAAAGCUGUAAUUAUGUUGCAUUCACUGACAUCAUGGGCAACUGGAACUUUGUAUAAAUUACCAAGUAUUAUGGGACCUGUGACGACCACCACAAAUGCUGGAAAUGCUGUUACAGGAUUCACUGUUAAAGUCAGUAAAGUUACACUGGUGAUAAGGUCUGUCUGCCAAGGUCAAAGUUUGUGUUUUAUGUUUUGACGCAUUAAUCCAAUGUACUGAAAUAAAACCAGAAAGGUUGGUAUGGAUUUACACUUAGGCAGCUGCUAGCAGAGAAAGGUUCUUGCUGGACACUACUUCUGUGUAGUGAAGGCUUUAAGAAAAAUAUUUUUGUCUAGUUAGCAGAAGAACAAAAACUUGGGUAAUUCUGCAGCCUCUUUAAAUUGUGCCUGUAAUGAGAGGGAAAACUUGUGCUUACAGUCCUUCUGUAACUCAGUCACAAAUUAGUUAUGUCUGGGCUCACUGAUAACACCCAAGAGUGGCUGGCUCCAAAAGAGACCUCUCACCAGAAUCUCACAGUAAACUAAUACAACCUUUUACUUACAAGAUAAGGGCCAAAGCGUGCAAAAGGAACCACCUGACAGAACCAUGUUGGGUAGUAGGAAUACAGUAUCGAGCACAAAUUGAGACAAGAAGGGAGAAAACCUAUCCUGUAUCCCAGGAGAAAGUAUUUCCAGGCUGAAUGCUAUCUCCUUCCUAAGACAAGGAAAAGAAUAGCAGGCGGAGGGUGUGCUGCGUAGUGCCAGGCACUCAGGGUGGUGUGUCUGGUGGAAUAAGGCUUGCGUGAAGGGGUUCCUCCCGCAGAAGUUAAUUAUGCAGUGGCUCCCUGAGUGCAAGUGUGGGUCUGUGGAUUUCUUUGGAGGAACAUCCAUGGUCUAAUAACUUGUGAACUUUAAGGCAUGGGUGUGUAUCGUUUUUAUUUCCUGAAAAUAAAAACCCGGGACAAUGUUUUACUGAGAGCAAUGGUACCUCAGGGAUCAAUAUUCAUGUGGUUUUCGGGCAACAAAGCGCAUAAGACACCAACUGUUGUGACUGUGAAACAGCAGCCUUUGUAAGCAGUGCCAGAUAUAACAUUAGAGCAGUAAUAUCUCUAGUAGUUGCAGUCUAUCCUGUACUUCAGGAACAAAAGUAUAACAUGUUUAUAUAGCAAUCGUUAAUACAGACAUACUUUAAGGAAUAAAAAUGGCUUUGAUCAAAGAAGAAAUCAAAGCAAAUUGCAGACCAUACCAUGUAAGUUCAGGACUUUGCCCAGUGCCUCCUGGGAGUGAGAUUGCCAGUGAGAUGUCCCAUGACUUCAGCCUGCUGCAGCCCAGUUGCAGAGGGCGGUGCAAGACCUAAAUCCCCCUGUUACUUAGUGGUGACAUGAACCCACUCGGGGCAUCACUUAGGCCCUGAUACAGGUCUUCAGUCACAUUUUCCAGCCUAGUGUCAGGGAGCCCUCUGAAAGGGAAGAAUUGCAACUCAGUUCUGUCAGUGGGUUUCUACUGGUUUAUUUCAAUGCACUUUUCAUUCUGUUUAUUAAAAGCAAGCUAAAGGCCAAGUCCCUGAUCCUGCCAUAAUAAACACCCUGCUGCAGUCAGUACAGCGAUGCACAGACACAUAACUCUUUUGCUUAUGGGGUAAAGGCAGGAUCAGUGCCUUGUUACAGACUUAAUUUCUAGCAGAGCAAAUACCACAGGGUAGGAUUUGAUUUCUUAAAUUAAACCAACUGUACCAACACAAAUAAGAUCGGAUCUGUACAAGAACUUGACAGCUAAGGUGAACCAGGGCCCUCCCCAGUACAUCAUAAAGCUCAAUAAAAUGCUGCAUGAAGUGGGGUUAGAGUGUAUUUCCCAAAGGGUAAAAAAUAAUACUCGCCUGAAACAGUGACCUUCCUGAGAAGUCUCACUUCUGUCCAGCCCUGGACAGCUUCAAACAGGCCUGUCGGCUGAAAAAACACAGCUCUGAUUGACUUAUCUGCUUUCUCAAAAGAGCCACUACAUGCUUCAGGCUUUUUGAAGCCUUAAAGUGCAAGCUAGAUUUAUAUUCAGAAAAAAAAACAAAACCAACCUUAAAUAUGUGUACAAUAACUAGGAGAGAAUAGUAUGAGAAAUAUGUUUAUUUUACCAUUUUCAAAUGGCUAUUUCACUACAUAAAAGGAAGUUUUUAUUUUUAUUUUUUGGGGGUAUAUUGAUAUUCCAAAUAAAAUUUUAACUUUUGGUUCAAAAUAAAA
Athene cunicularia (burrowing owl) is the source of this 6527-nucleotide messenger RNA. RefSeq names its product ELOVL fatty acid elongase 6 (gene ELOVL6). Gene Ontology annotation, cellular component: endoplasmic reticulum membrane. The transcript has 4 exons. The coding region runs from base 82 to 729 and encodes 215 amino acids. Gene Ontology annotation, biological process: sphingolipid biosynthetic process; fatty acid elongation, monounsaturated fatty acid; fatty acid elongation, polyunsaturated fatty acid. Gene Ontology annotation, molecular function: fatty acid elongase activity. Lineage: Eukaryota; Metazoa; Chordata; Aves; Strigiformes; Strigidae. The record is from RefSeq and is a predicted model, not a curated record.